Molecule: messenger RNA, 618 nt
Organism: Nicotiana tabacum (common tobacco)
Lineage: Eukaryota; Viridiplantae; Streptophyta; Magnoliopsida; Solanales; Solanaceae
Source: RefSeq, a predicted model, not a curated record
AUGCCGGGAAUCCCAAGGGACAUCGCCAUACACAAGCUGAAUGUGGAUCCUCUUUACCCGCCAAUAUGGAAAAUGAGAAGAAAUUUCAAUGCUGCAAUCAACGAGGUAGUCAGCGAAGAAGUUGAUAAGUUGCUCGCUAAUGGUUCCAUUCGAGAAUCAAAGUAUCCUCAGUGGGUCGCCAAUGUGGUCAUGGUAAAAAAGAAGAAUGGGAAGUGGAGGAUGUGUGUCGACUUCACCGACCUGAACAAAGCAUGCCCAAAAGAUUCCUUUCCAUUACCAUAUAUCGAUCAGCUCAUCGAUGCAACGGCGGGGCACGAACUAUUAAGCUUCUUAGACGCCUUUUCUGGUUACAACCAAAUUCUAAUGGCAAAAGAAGACCAAGAACAUACCACUUUCAUCACUCACCAAGGAACAUACUGCUACAGAGUCAUGCUGUUCAGACUCAAGAACGCAAGGGCGACGUAUCAAAGGUUAGUAAGCAAGAUAUUCGAAGAACAACUCGGAAAGACUAUGGAGGUCUACAUUGACGACAUGCUAGUGAAGUCGAAAAGGAAGGAGGAUCACAUUGGUCAUCUGAAGGAAGUCUUCGAAAUAUGGAGGCGAUACGAAAUAAAAUAG